This is a messenger RNA of Indicator indicator, 431 nucleotides long. It is a transcript of the gene NDUFA2, whose product is annotated as NADH:ubiquinone oxidoreductase subunit A2. The transcript is spliced from 3 exons. The record is from RefSeq and is a predicted model, not a curated record. NCBI's taxonomy places the organism in Eukaryota, Metazoa, Chordata, Aves, Piciformes, Indicatoridae. Bases 1 to 303 code for a protein of 100 amino acids.
AUGGCAGCGGCCGCGGUGAGGGGCAUCGGGGGCGGGCUGGGCCGCGGCCUGCGGGAGCUCCGCAUCCACCUCUGCCAGCGCUCCCCGGGCAGCCGCGGUGUCAGGGAAUUCAUCGAGCAGCACUACGUGACCCUGAAGAAGGCAAAUCCCGACUUCCCCAUCCUGAUCCGGGAGUGCUCUGGGGUGCAGCCCAUGCUGUGGGCUCGCUACGAGUUUGGCAAGGAGAAGAGCGUGUCCCUCAGCAACCUCUCGGUGGAUGAAGUGGCCAAAGCCUUGGAGAACGUUGUGAAGAGCAAGGUGUGAAGAGAAGAAGGUGGCCAUGGCCCAGCUGGGGCCUGGGCUGCUCAACUUUAAUGUCCAACCUGUGUCUGUAACUGAAGGGAUGGCAUAAAGGGCCCCUGCUCACCCUCGGCCUCACUGCUGCCUUCCGG